Molecule: messenger RNA, 2910 nt
Organism: Heteronotia binoei (common prickly gecko)
Lineage: Eukaryota; Metazoa; Chordata; Lepidosauria; Squamata; Gekkonidae
Gene: GGT7
Product: gamma-glutamyltransferase 7
Exons: 15
Coding region: 24-2054 (676 amino acids)
Biological process (GO): glutathione catabolic process
Cellular component (GO): plasma membrane
Molecular function (GO): glutathione gamma-glutamate hydrolase
Source: RefSeq, a predicted model, not a curated record
GUGGGCAGAGAGGCGCGAGCAGGAUGGCGGCGGCAGUGGCGGCGCCGGGGGCUGCUGCAGGGGCAGCCGAGAAGGAGGCGAGUCAGCAGAGCAGCCUGGGCGCCUACUCGCCCGUGGACUACAUGAGCAUCACCAGCUUUCCCCGCUUGCCCGAGGAGGAGGCGGCGGCGGCUGGCAGCGUCAGCGCGGCCGAGAGCUGCCUGCGCUCCAGGAAGGAGGAAGAUGCGUUCCUGGGAGAGCAGGACACCGAUCCAGACUCCUUCCUAAAAUCAGCUCGCCUUCAGCGUCUGCCUUCAUCUUCCUCGGAAAUGGGCAGCCAGGACGUCUCACCACUCCGGGAGACCACCAAGGACCCAUUCUCUGGGGACUGCAGCUGUCGCCAGGAUGGUCUGACUGUGAUCAUCACCGCCUGCCUAACGUUUGCUACAGGAGUCACGGUGGCCUUAAUCAUGCAGAUCUAUUUCGGUGACCCCCAGAUAUUUCAUCAGGGUGCUGUAGUCACCGAUGCUGCCCGCUGCACUGCUCUGGGGAUCGAGGUACUCAACAAGCAAGGCUCCUCAGUGGAUGCAGCCAUCGCCUCCGCCUUAUGCUCAGGAAUUAUUAAUCCCCACACAGCUGGCAUUGGCGGUGGAGGAGUAAUGCUGGUUCAUGACAUCAGGAAGAACGAGAGCCGGGUGAUUGAUUUCCGAGAGACAGCCCCCUUCAGCAUCCAAGAAGAGGGCCUUAGGAAGGCUUGGGAAACAAAGCCGGGUCUCUUGGUUGGGGUUCCAGGCAUGAUCAAAGGACUUCACGAAGCACAUCAGUCUUAUGGAAGGCUGCCAUGGAUACAGUUGCUGGGCUUUGCUGCAGAUGUGGCUGAGGAUGGAUUCAAUGUCACACAUGAUUUAGCUAUGGCAAUUGAAGAAGUGAGGCAACAGCACAACUACUCAGAAAAAUUCAGAAAGACCUUUCUUCCAGAUGGACAACCUUUGUUGCCUGGUACGUUUAUGAAAAGACCAGACUUGGCUGCUCUUCUAAACUUGCUCGGGUCAAGAGGGGUCUCACUUUUCUACAGUGGAAAUGUGACAGAAGAGAUCAUUUCUGAGGUUCGAAAUUUUGGUGGCAUCUUGUCGGAAGAAGACUUUAGCAACUACACGGUCUUGAUGGAAAAUCCAGUCCAUACAAUAUACCAAGGUCAUCUUGUUCUCAGUCCAUCCCCUCCACAUGUAGGCCCUGCACUGAUCACAGCUCUGAACAUCCUUGAAGGUUUCAAUAUCACCAGCCAGGUAGCCAGGGAAAAUAUUCUCCACUGGAUGGCAGAGACAUUAAAAAUAGUACUGGCUCUUGCUAGCAGCUUGGGGGACCCUUUCUAUGAUGCAUCUGUUUCUCAUACUUCAGAAGAAAUGAUGGGUCAGUCAACUGCAAACUUGCUGCGUCAACUGAUUAAUGAUUCCCAGUCUUCUGCCCCUGAUCAUCAUGUUCCACAUUUCUCUGUAGAAAGUGGUCCCUCUGCUAGCCAGGUCCUUGUAAUGGGACCUGAUGACUACAUUGUGGCCAUUGUAAGUUCCUUGAACCGGCCUUUUGGAAGUGGGAUUAUGACACCUUCAGGAAUCCUUUUAAAUAGUCAGAUGUUGGAUUUUUCUUGGGUGAAUAACACAGGGAACCAUUCCAUGAGGAAUUUUAUUCAGCCUGGAAAGAGACCUUUGUCUUUCUUACUACCCACUGUUGUUCGACCAUCAGAAGGGAUGUGUGGGACUUACCUUUGUCUAGGAGCCAAUGGUGGAGAUAAAGCACUAAGCAGCAUUACACAGGUUUUAGUCAAUGUUUUAACUUAUAACAAGAACUUGAGUGAGAGCCUUUCCUUAGGCCGACUUCAUCCUCAUCUUCAGUCUAAUGUCCUGGAGGUUGACAGUGAGUUUCCUGAAGAAGAUGUCAAGUUCUUAAGAAGCCAGGGUCAAGAUGUGGAAAGAGUUGAGGUGCUUUCCCUAGUUCAUGGAGCCAGAAGAACCAACAACUUCAUAAUUGGUGUGAAGGACCCAAGAAGUAUGGACGCAGAAGGAGCCACAAUCUUAUAGCAACUCCUGGAUGGGUUUGUUAAUGAAAUGAGGUCCCCCCCCCCCAAAAAAAAUACAAUGUGCAUGUUCCUAAACAGUCCUUUUAUCAUUCCUUCUGGUGUGGAACAAACAGUGUUUGUUGUGGGAUUAUACAUUGCUAAAUAGGCCCCGUCUGCAUUUCUGUAACUGAAACAAAGCAGCAAAAAAGGCUGAUAAAAACCACAAUAUAGCCCUUAGAUUUUUGGUUUUUUGAAUGAUUUUGAGUUACAAGAAUCUCAGGCAUUAUUAUAUUAGGAACACAGGGAACAAGUUUAAUUUAGACAGCAUUUUGUUUAGGACUGAUUCCUGCCAUUUAACAUAGCACAGAAAGAGAUUUCUAAAUGAGCAUUGGGAACACUCAAGAAGAAAGCCACAUAUGCUAUACCAUUGGAGUUUCUCUGCUCUGUAAAUGUACAUAUUUUGUCCUGAGGCAAGGUCUUUUAAGAACCAGUUUUACAGAUACAAGUUUAAAUAGGGAAGAUAACAUCUGUGAAGGGUGGCUUCACAGUGGCUGGUGUUUGUGAUGUUACAAACCUAUCUUCCUCCCCUCUAAUUUCUGCAGCCAUCUUGCAAUUUCAGUUAGUGUUUGUGGAGUUUUUUUCCUUUGUAAGGCAAGGAUAAGCACACAGAUGUAAACACAUAUGUGCUACUUAAACACACACACACUUGAUAACCUUCCUGACUCAUGAAGUUAAGUGAUAAACUGAUGGAUGAUGCAGGAUUUGACCUCCUCCUAUGCUUCAACAUCAGGAUGAGUUGGGUUCUUAUUGCAGGGGAAGAAGCUACUUCGAAUGCUCUUUAAAUAAUAUCCCUCUGUGUUCACCCAUAAAGGUAGCAA